Vombatus ursinus (common wombat) is the source of this 1386-nucleotide messenger RNA. RefSeq names its product SPOUT domain containing methyltransferase 1 (gene SPOUT1). NCBI's taxonomy places the organism in Eukaryota, Metazoa, Chordata, Mammalia, Diprotodontia, Vombatidae. Gene Ontology annotation, molecular function: miRNA binding. The record is from RefSeq and is a predicted model, not a curated record. The transcript has 12 exons. Gene Ontology annotation, cellular component: mitotic spindle; spindle pole centrosome; kinetochore. Gene Ontology annotation, biological process: miRNA processing; maintenance of centrosome location. Bases 29 to 1147 code for a protein of 372 amino acids.
GCGGGGCUACUGAGGUUCUGCGUAGAAGAUGGCGGAGCUGGUGGGAAAGCGGCCCCGGGCCCAGGGAGAAGUACGAAAAAUCGAGUGGCGGAAAUUGAAGAAAGAGAGGAAAGAAGAGAAGAAGAAAUGGAGAGAGCUAAAGAUGAUAAAGAAGUUGGAGAAGCAGCGUGCUCAGGAGGAGGCAGAGAAGCAGAGAGAGGAAGCUGAGGAAACACAAAAGCAAACAAACGGGCGAUCCUAUACCCUGAGUGUGGCCCUCCCUGGCUCCAUCCUCAACAAUGCCCAGUCUCUGGAGCUUCGCACCUAUCUGGCUGGCCAGAUUGCCCGGGCCUGUGCCAUCUUCUGUGUGGAUGAGAUUGUGGUGUUUGAUGAAGAGGGUGAAGAUGUCAAGAGUGUUGAGGGGGAAUUUGUUGGCAUUGGCAAAAAAGGACAGGCCUCGGUGCAGCUGGCUCGAAUUCUCCAAUACUUGGAGUGUCCACAGUACUUGAGAAAAGCCUUCUUCCCCAAACACCAGGAUCUGCAGUUUGCAGGGCUGCUAAAUCCCCUAGAUAGUCCUCACCAUGUGCGGCAGGAGGAGGUUUUGGAGUACCGGGAAGGGAUUGUGUUAGACAGGCCUACUCGGCCUGGACGAGGCUCCUUCGUCAACUGUGGCAUGAAAAAGGAGGUGCAGAUAGACAAGAACCUGGAACCUGGUUUGAGAGUCACUGUGCGGUUGGACCAGCAGCAGAUCCCAGAGAGCAAGAGCCUUAAGGGACGAGUCGUAUCAAGCCAGGAGCCCCGCACGCAUGCUGGUCUCUACUGGGGCUACAGCGUCCGCCUGGCCUCCUGCCUCAGUGCGGUGUUUGCUGAGGGUCCCUAUAAGGACGGCUAUGACCUGACCAUUGGAACCUCAGAGCGAGGGGAGGAUCUGGCCUCAGUCCAGCUUCCCAGCUUCAACCAUGCCAUUGUGGUGUUUGGGGGCCUCCAGGGUUUAGAGGCUGGUGUUGAGGCCGAUCCCAACCUAGAGGUCACAGAUCCUAGUGUUCUCUUUGACUUCUAUCUCAACACCUGUCCAGGACAGGGCAGCCGCACCAUUCGUACGGAGGAAGCCAUCCUCAUCUCCUUGGCUACCCUACGACCUUGUAUCACUGGCUGGGGCUCGGCCUGACUGAAGACAUCACAAGAUGCUGCUCUUAAGACUGACUGCAGCACUGACUGCCCUGCUGGUGGCAGCAGAUCUGCUAGUGGGAGGCCUUGAGACCUGAUUUGCCAGGUGCAAGACGGAUGAGGAGCAAACCCAGGAUUGAAACCAGUUCUUGGGGGUCUGCCUGGCCCAGGGGCAAGAGGGAUGGAGAUCCUAACAGACAAUUAGCCAAUAAAUAAAGUGGGGCAGUGCCCCUUUUCCUA